CUUUCUGUAUUUGAUUGAUAUGGUCAGAACAAAAAACAGAAAGAAAGAACAAGAGAGAUUCGCAUUCCAUUUUUCGGUGGUUGCAGGUCAAAAUUUGUUUCUUCUUCGAUUAGGAAACUCAGUCACAGCGCGUUGAUCUUUGCGAUUGCUCUAUGAAGAAAGAGUGUAUAUAUUUACAGGAUCUUCACCGCUAUUCACCACCAUCUUCUAAAACCUUCCAACUCCUUAGAGUUUUCUUCUUCCUGAAGCUUCGUUUUAGAGUGUUACAGAUAAGAUGCAGAGACCUAACUCUUCCUCUUCUUCUUCUUUGAAUCCUUCUCCCAUCCGCUUCCCAGUUCCCUUCACCGGAAAUAGAGUCGGAACUCCUCCUCCUCCUCCCAUUCCACCGACCUUUCAGCCCAAACACUCCUUUCCGGCGGCGGCCGUGGAGGACAGAACCGGCGCCGUGUUCAGCCCUUCUCUGCCUCCGUCGCCCUUCACCAUGUAUCACUCUCCUUCAAGGGUGGUGGCAGGCGGCAGCGGGAAUCUACCGCCGAGAAACUCUCAUAGGCGUUCCAAUAGCGAUCAUACAUUUGUGUUUAGCUCCAUGUCGCCUCCGUUGAUCCCUUCCAAGUCUUUGGAAAGAUCAGUCUCGAGCUGCGGGGAGGCUUCAGAUUGGUCUAAGUUGGUCAAGGAGGAAGAGCGUAGAACGUUUUCAGAGGGCUACGACGAUGCUUUAAGGGCGUAUAUGAGACUUGAUAAACUUGAUGCGGAGAGAAGUAGAGGGAGGACGAGGAAGAUGACGAACGGUGGAAGCACCAGUGGUGACUCUGAAGGUGAGAGCAACGUGAAGAGGAGAGCCGGCGGAGACAUUGCUCCCACCAGUGGACACUACCGGAGUGUUUCCCUGGACAGUUGCUGUUUCCGUGAAGAUGAUUAUAGUGUCCGAUUUGGAAAGUAUGAGUUUAGUGCAGGUGACAUGAAGAAGAUCGCGGCAGAUGAGACACUUGCUGGGAUUGUUAUGGCUGACCCUAAGCGUGUUAAAAGGAUGUUGGCGAACCGCGCGUCUGCUGCACGUUCAAAGGAGCGGGAGACGCAAUACAUAGCGAAGUUAGAACACAAGGUGCAGACUCUUCAGAUUGAGACCACUACUUUAUCAGCUCACCUCACUUAUUUGCAGAGAGAUAAUAUGGGGUUGCAGAACCAGAACAAUGAGCUCAAGUUUCGUCUUCAAUCUAUGGAGCAACAGACACAACUCCGCAAUGCUCUGUCUGAGAAACUGACUGAAGAAUUCCAGCGAUUGAGUCUGGUGAUUGGUGUGCCGAACCGCAGCGAAUCCAACAUAUCAAACGCGUCACUAACUCCGGAGAUGUUUCAGCAGCAGCUUAGGAUUAGCCAGUUACAACAUCAGCAUUACAAUGAAUAGUCUAACCAACUGAUGUGAUCCGCAGUUUCUUCAUAUAUGAUAAACUAUCUUUAUAUGUGGAGAGUCUGUUUCUUUUUUCUUUCGAAUAUUUAUACAAAACAUUAUAAUGAGUAUGCCCGGCAAUUUUGAUCAUAUAUCCUGAAACAUUUACAUAUAUACAUAUGGUGAUAAAAUGAAGGCUCCUCCUUUUGGACAGAGUGAUCUUCUGUCGUUUUGGUCAUACUGCAGUUUGGAUUUGAACUAUUCAUUUAAAACAUCGUCUUCUCUCAAACAAUUUGGCUUUCCCUUUUUAAUGUGUUUAACAACAUAAUCAAAGGUGUUUGAAAUCGUAACUCUUUUGGUUAUGAUGAACUAACAGCAAACCUUUAUAUUUUCUUUGAAAGAUUAUCUAAAUUGUUAUUGAUACCUAAGCCAACACUACACUCAUACAUGGGUAAAGUUUCUUUGAAUUAAUUUUUGUCUACUGGUUCCUAACCCACACUUCUACCGAAUUAGGUAAACGGAACUCAAAAGACUCAUGAUAAUAUUCUUUAUAUCCUCCUCUGCCAUCACUGACUCUUUUCCUAUUGGUAAUGUAUUUGUAUGUUUAAACGAAAAAAAAAAUAAAGGAAACUCGUAACUUAUGUAAUGUGAGAAAACUAGUGAAUGGAUCCAGCUCCAAGGUUGUAAUCAAAUAUCUUCCAUCUCAUAGAAAACAAAGGGAAGACAAGGGUCUAUGUACAAUACGUGAAACUAAAGAAUUAAACAUCCUCAGGGUUGUGAUCUUACACACGCCACCACAUAAACAACAACAAAAUAUAAGAACCAAUAAGAACCAGAAACUUCCUACUAUUACUGAAGUUGGAGGUUGUGAUUACCUAUUAGAUGAUGAACUAACAUCAAAGUUUUAUAGCAUUUCCAAUGUAUUUUUUUUAAACAGAGUAACUCCAUAACAAAAUUGGAUUUGACUCUAACCCUAAGCCAUUUCGGAAUAAAAAAUUAAGUAGGUUGGAGCAUUUCUUACACUGAAGUGGAAAAUGAAGUGAGGUUAGAGAUGAUUUUUUUUUUUUGAAAUAUUAUUAAAUUGCUGGUGAUACCUAAGCUAACACAUUCAUUCGUAUCUAAAGUUUCUUGAAUUAUUUUUUUUCUUUAUAGAGUUUCAUCUAGAGUGUUAUGUUUUAAUUGGGUUUCGAACUAGAUUUGAGAUAUCUAAUUUUUUAUUAUAUGUGAUCCGCUCCAUUUCAAUUAAAUACUUAGAUUUGUGAUAUGUUUGGAUUUGAAAAUUAUAAGUAUUCAGAUAUAUAGAUAUUCAAAUUUUUUUGAAUAUUCACAGAUUAUUUGAUUCGAUCGGUUAAUUAUAUAAAAAUAAAAAAUAAAUAUAAUACAUAUAACAUGAUUUUUUUAAUAAGCACAACAUCAUAAUAAAUAAUAAAUAUAUAUAAAGUAGAACAUUCUCUUCUCAUGAUGAUAUGAUACCUCAUCAAGAGGCUUGCUAAAAAUUUGAAACCUACUCAUUUUAACUACUUCACAUGUUCUCGUCUUUAUUAUUUAGACCAAAUUUAUUAACAAAAUAGAUUUUUAAAAACAAGUAAAGAAAAUUAAGAAUAACAAAAUUAAAGAAAUUUGUUUAUGAUAUUUAUUUUCCACUUUUCACCAAACCCACAACAACAAAAAUCCGAAAAGCGAGUCAUAUAGAUUUUCCCAUCGCUUUGAAAACCUAAUAAGUAACAAAAUGAUAAAAGCAUAAUCAAAGAUUACUACAUAACUAUAACUAAGACAAUUGUUUUAUUUAUUUAUUUUUUAAAAAGAAAAAAAUAUAUAAUAAAAAUACAUAAUAUAAUCUAAAAUACAUAAAUUUUAAGAAUGAAUAGGAAAAAUUCAUAAAGUUCCAACCA
Messenger RNA from Brassica rapa (field mustard), 3279 nucleotides. RefSeq names its product probable transcription factor PosF21. Gene Ontology annotation, molecular function: DNA-binding transcription factor activity. Lineage: Eukaryota; Viridiplantae; Streptophyta; Magnoliopsida; Brassicales; Brassicaceae. Gene Ontology annotation, biological process: regulation of DNA-templated transcription. Gene Ontology annotation, cellular component: nucleus. The record is from RefSeq and is a predicted model, not a curated record.